UAUCAGUGCAGAGGUGUGUUUAUAGUGUUCGCUCUGAGGGUCUUUACUGUUCCAUCUCACAACAGGCCUGAGUCCUCCCUCUGCUCUGUGGUGAGUGACAGCCGCUGACAUUGACAUCCCCUGCAGGCAGGCAUGUUGCAAGAGCUGGUGAAAAAAACUAAGUGACUGUCAGAGAGAGAGAGAGCGAAUGAAGACAGGGUGGAAAAAAGGGAGGAAGACUUGUGUUUAGCAGCUGAAUCAGUGCCUGGGACACUCCCACGUAGCGACAGGAUCGUCCACUGGAGCUCAGGAGAUCACAAGAGUCUCGUACGGGAGACGACGUGGCCCCAGGACCUGCACAGGCCGGUUUUUAGAUUCUGAUUGUGAUCACUGAGUUGACGGCAGCGUGACGAUGGAGCCGAGGUUCAGGAACUACUCGUCUGACAGUGUGGGCAGUGUGGGGGUCUUCAUAGAGGACCCGUACAACCAGGGGAGGCUCAGGGCCAUGGACCACAGCAAAGAUGAACGGGACCGAGUUCAGAAGAAGACCUUCACAAAAUGGGUCAACAAACACCUGAUGAAGCACUGGAAGGGACAGGCCCAGAGACACAUCACCGACCUGUACGAGGACCUCAGAGAUGGACACAACCUCAUCUCCCUGCUGGAGGUGCUCUCCGGAGAGACACUGCCGAGGGAACGUGACGUUGUGAGGAACGUGCGGUUGCCGCGGGAGAAAGGACGGAUGCGCUUCCACAAGCUGCAGAAUGUACAGAUCGCUCUGGACUUUCUCAAACACAGACAGGUCAAACUGGUCAACAUCAGGAAUGAUGACAUUGCAGAUGGAAACCCAAAGCUGACCCUGGGUCUGAUAUGGACCAUCAUCCUUCACUUCCAGAUCUCGGACAUCCAGGUGAACGGUCAGUCGGACGACAUGACGGCCAAAGAGAAGCUGCUGCUGUGGUCCCAGAGGAUGGUGGAGGGAUACCCGGGCCUGCGCUGCGACAACUUCACCGGCAGCUGGAGGGACGGGAAGCUCUUCAACGCCAUCAUACACAAACACAGGCCCACGCUCGUCGACAUGGAUCAGGUUUACCGACAGAGCAACCAGGAGAACCUGGAGCAGGCCUUCAGCGUGGCGGAGCGGGAGCUGGGCGUCACCAGACUGCUGGACCCCGAGGAUGUUGACGUGCCUCAUCCAGAUGAGAAGUCCCUCAUCACGUAUGUCUCCUCGAUGUAUGACGUCAUGCCCAGGGUGCCUGACGUACAGGACGGUGUUAAAGCCAACGAGCUGGAGCUGCGCUGGCAGGAGUACUACGAGGUCGUCACCGUGCUGCUGCAGUGGAUCAGACACCACAUCCUCGUCUUCGAGGAGAGGAAGUUCCCCAACAGCUACGAGGAGAUCGAGGUUCUUUGGCGUCAGUUUCUGAAGUUCAAGGAGACAGAGCUUCCUGCGAAGGAGGCGGACAAGAACCGCUCCAAACACAUCUUCAAGUCCUUCGAGGGUGCAGUCCAGGCCGGUCUCGUCAAAGUGCCACCGGGCUACCAUCCCCUGGACGUGGAGAAGGAGUGGGGUCGCCUGCACGUCGCCAUUCUGGAGCGAGAGCGGCUCCUCCGGACAGAGUUUGAGAGGCUGGAGCGACUGCAGAGGGUCGUCAGUAAGGUCCAGAUGGAGUCAGGGGUGUGUGAGGAGCAGCUCAACCAGGUGGAGACGCUGCUGCAGACGGACGUGAGGAUGAUGAGCUCGGGGAAACCUGCUCAGCACGCAGCAGAGAUGGAGGCAGAUCUGGAGAAAGCCGAGGGGAUGAUUCGCUUCCUCUUCAACGACGUGCAGCUGCUCAAAGACGGACGCCACCUGCAGGCGGAACAGAUGUAUCGCAGAGUGUAUCGUCUGCACGAGCGUCUGGUGAACCUCCGCAGCGAGUACAACCUGCGGCUGAAGUCCGGCGUGACCAUCACCCAGAUCCCCAUGACGCAGAUCCACACGACCCAGAUCCCCAUGACGCAGAUCCACAAGGCCCAGGUCCAGGUCCUGCAGCAGGCCCCCAUGAGGCUGCGGCCCGAGCUGGAUGAAGUCACCCUCCGCUACACCCAGGACCUGCUGGGCUGGGUGGAGGAGAACCAGCGGCGCGUGGACAACGGAGAGUGGGGCUCCGACCUGCCCACGGUGGAGUCGCAGCUGGGCAGCCACCGCGGCCUCCACCAGUCUGUGGAGGAGUUCCGCUCCAAGAUCGAGAGGGCGAAGGCUGACGAGAGUCAGAUCUCUCCUGCCAGUAAGGCUGCGUACCGCGAGUAUCUGGGAAAACUGGAGCUUCAGUACGGAAAACUCCUGAGCGCCUCGAAGGCCCGUCUGCGCUACCUGGACCAGCUCCACGCCUUCGUCAUCGGCGCAACCAAAGAGCUGAUGUGGCUGAACGAGAAAGAGGAGGAGGAGGUCAACUACGACUGGAGCGACCGCAACCCCAACAUGGCGUCAAAGAAAGAGAACUACUCGGGUUUGAUGAGAGAGCUGGAGCUCAGGGAGAAGAGGGUGAACACGGUCCAGACCACAGGAGACAAGCUGCUGAGAGACGGACACCCUGCCAAGCAGACUGUGGAGGCGUUUACUGCAGCUCUGCAGACUCAGUGGAGUUGGAUCCUCCAGCUGUGCUGCUGCGUCGAAACCCACCUGAAAGAAAACACGUCCCAUUUCCAGUUCUUCUCUGACGUGAAGGAGGCAGAGGAGCGGAUUAAGAAGAUGCAGGACACGAUGAAGAGGAAGUACACGUGCGAACGGAACGUCACGGCCACGCGGCUGGAAGACCUGCUGCAGGACGCAGCUGAUGAGAAAGAGCAAAUGACAGAGUUCAAAACUCACCUGGAGGGUUUGAAGCGAAGAGCCAAGACCAUCGUCCAGCUGAAGCCACGAAACCCCACCACUCCGUUAAAGGGCAAACUGCCCAUCCAGGCUGUUUGUGACUUCAAGCAGAUGGAGAUCACCGUCCACCGAGGAGAUGAAUGUGCUCUGCUGAACAACUCGCAGCCUCACAAGUGGAAGGUGCUGAACGAUAAAGGCUGCGAGUCGUCCGUCCCGUCCAUCUGCUUCCUGGUUCCGCCCACCAACAAGGAGGCGGUGAACAGCGUUGCCGGACUGGACGGAAACCUCCAGCGGCUGCAGACGAUGUGGCAGACGAUGUCCGUGGACAUGAAGAGUCUGUUGUCGUGGCAAUACCUGAUGAGAGACAUCCACAUCAUCAAGACCUGGAACAUCAGCAUGUUUAAGACCCUGAGGGUGGAGGAGUACCGCCUGGCUCUGAGGAACCUGGAGCAGCACUACCAGGACUUCCUGCGCGACUCCCAGGACUCGCAGAUGUUCGGGGCCGAGGACCGAAUGCAAGUGGAGUCCAACUACAACAAGGCCAACACGCACUACAACACGAUGGUCAGCACCGCAGAGCAAGGAUACGUGCCAGCCAGGACAGGUGAGCAAGAUGAGUCCAUUUGCAAGACCUACCUGACAAAGAUCAAGGAACUGCGUCUGAUGCUGGAGGGAUGCGAGAAUCGAACGGUGACGCGUCUUCGUCAGCCCGUGGACAAGGAGCCGCUGAAGGCCUGUGCCCAGAAGACCGCGGAGCAAAUGAAAGUUCAGUCUGAGUUGGAGGGCCUGAAGAAAGACUUGAGCUCCAUCGCUGAGAAGACGGAGGAGGUUCUGGUGUCUCCUCAGCAGUCGAGCUCGGCCCCGAUGCUGCGCUCGGAACUGGACGUCACCCUGAGGAAGAUGGACCACGUCUACGGCCUCUCGUCCGUCUACCUGGACAAGCUGAAGACCAUCGACGUCGUGAUCAGAAACACCAAAGACGCUGAGGACAGGCUGAAGAAUUAUGAGACUCGUCUGCGUGACGUCAGUAACGUGCCCGCGGAGGAGAAGGAGGUGGAGGAGCAUCGCACUCAGCUGAAGUCCAUGCGCGACGAAGCAGAGGCCGACCAGGUGGUGUUCGACCGCCUGCAGGACGAGCUCAGGAGAGCCUCGACCAUCAACGACAAGAUGACGAGGAUCCACAGCGAGCGGGACGGCGAGCUGGAGCAUUACCGUCAGCUGGUCAGCAGCCUCCUGGAGCGCUGGCAGGCCGUGUUCGCUCAGAUGGAGCUGAGGCUGAGGGAGCUCGACCUCCUCGGGCGCCACAUGACCUCCUACCGCAGGAGCUACGAGUGGCUCAUCCGAUGGCUCGGAGAGGCGAGGCAGAGGCAGGAGAAGGUCCAGGCCCUGCCGGUCGGUGACAGCAAGGCUCUCAAGGAGCAACUGGCAGAGGAGAAGAAACUCCUGGAAGAGAUCGAGACCAACAAGGACAAGAUUGAAAACUGCCACAAAGAUGCCAAAGCGUACAUCGACUCAGUGAAGGAUUAUGAAUUCCAGGUUUUGACCUACAAAGCCCUGCAAGAUCCAAUCGCAUCUCCUCUGAAGAAACCCAAAAUAGAGUGUGCGUCGGACAACAUCAUCCAGGAGUACGUCACCCUGAGAACACGCUACAGUGAACUCACGACUCUCAACAGCCAGUACAUUAAAUUCAUCAUGGAAACACAGCGCCGCCUGGAGAAUGAUGAGAAAGCUUCUGAGAAACUAAAAGAAGAGGAGAGGAGAAGGCUGGCCGAAAUACAGGCCGAGUUAGAGAAGCAGAAACAGUUGGCCGAGGCUCACGCUAAAUCUGUGGCCAAAGCAGAGCAAGAGGCGCAGGAGCUGAAGCUGAAGAUGAAUGAGGAGGCCGGCAAGAGGCAGGACGUGGCUGUGGACGCUGAGAAACAGAAGCAGAACAUACAGCAAGAGCUGCAUCACCUGAAGAGUCUGUCCGAGCAGGAGAUCAAGUCCAAGAAUCAGCAGCUAGAGGAGGCGCUGGUCAGCCGCAGGAAGAUUGAGGAGGAAAUCCACAUCAUCAGACUCCAGUUAGAGAUGACAAUAACACAGAAGACGACGUCCGAGUCUGAGUUACAGAAGCUCAGAGACAAGGCCGCGGAGGCUGAGCAGCUCAGGAAAGCUGCACAGGACGAGGCAGAGCGGCUUCGCAAGCAGGUCACCGAAGAGACUCAGAAGAAGAAAAAUGCUGAAGAUGAGCUCAAGCGUAAAUCUGACGCAGAAAAGGAAGCUGCCAAGCAAAAGCAGAGGGCACUGGAUGACCUGCAGAAAUUCAAAAUGCAAGCAGAGGAGGCCGAGAGGCGUAUGAAGCAGGCCGAGGAGGAGAAAAUCAGGCAGAUUAAGGUCGUGGAGGAGGUGGCACAGAAGAGUGCGGCCACACAUUUGCAAACCACAUCCAUGUCAUUCAAUGAAAAGGCAACAAAGCUCGAGGAAUCCCUUAAGAAAGAGCAGGGCACCGUUCUGAAGUUGCAGGAGGAAGCUGACAAACUUCGAAAACAACAGGAGGAGGCAAACAAAGCCAGGGAGCAAGCGGAGAAGGAGCUUGAAACCUGGAGGCAGAAAGCCAAUGAGGCUCUCCGCUUGAGGCUACAGGCCGAGGAGGAAGCCCAGAAGAAGAGUCAGGCCCAGGAGGAGGCAGAGAAGCAGAAGCUUGAGGCCGAGCGAGACGCCAAGAAACGGGGCAAAGCUGAAGAAGCUGCUCUUAAGCAGAAGGAGAAUGCAGAGAAAGAGUUGGAAAAACAGAGGAAAUUUGCAGAACAAAUAGCUCAGCACAAGCUGUCUGCAGAACAAGAGUGCAUCCGCUUAAAGGCCGACUUUGAACAUGCCGAGCAGCAGAGGGGCCUGUUGGAUAAUGAGCUCCAGCGUCUGAAAAACGAGGUGAACGCUGCUGAAAAGCAGAGGAAACAACUGGAGGACGAGCUGGCUAAAGUCCGGAGUGAAAUGGACGCCCUCCUGCACAUGAAGAUUCAAGCGGAGAAGGAGACGCUGUCAAAAACUGAGAAGAGCAAACAGCUUCUCGAGUCUGAGGUGCUGAAAAUGAAACAGCUUGCUGAGGAAGCCACCAGGCUGAGAUCGGUUGCCGAAGAAGCGAAGAAGCAGAGGCAGAUCGCGGAGGAUGAGGCGGCGCGGCAAAGAGCAGAGGCUGAAAAAAUACUCAAGGAAAAACUGGCUGCCAUCAACGAGGCGACACGUCUGAAGACUGAGGCAGAGAUGGCUCUAAAAGCUAAAGAGGCCGAGAAUGAAAGACUGAAAAGAAAAGCCGAGGAUGAAGCUUAUCAGAGGAAGAUGCUGGAGGACCAAGCUACUCAGCACAAACAAGACAUCGCGGAGAAAAUCACACACCUGCAGAGCUCGUCUGUUUCUGAGUUGGGGCGACAGAAGACUAUCGUGGAGGAAACGCUGAGGCAGAAGAAGGUGGUUGAAGAAGAAAUCCACAUCAUAAAGAUCAACUUUGAGAAAGCAUCAAAAGAGAAGUCCGAUUUAGAGUCGGAGUUGAAGAAACUGAAGGGUAUCGCAGAUGAAACGCAGAAAAGCAAACUCAAAGCUGAGGCGGAGGCAGAGAAACUGAAAAAGCUCGCAGCGGAGGAGGAGAAGAAAAGGAAAGAAGCCGAGGAGAAGGUGAAAAGGAUUACUGCAGCAGAAGAGGAGGCAGCAAGACAAUGCAAAGCCGCUCAGGAGGAAGUCCAGCGCCUCAAAAAGAAAGCUGCCGACGCGAAUAAACAGAAAGACAAGGCAGAGAAAGAUGCAGAGCAGCAGGUCAUUCUGGCCAAAGAGGCCGCACAGAAAUGCACGGCUGCAGAACAGAAAGCUCAAGAUGUUCUCAGCAAGAACAAAGAAGACACUCUCGCUCAGGAAAAGCUGAAAGACGAGUUUGAAAACUCCAAGAAACUUGCACAGGCGGCUGAGAAGGCCAAGGAGAAAGCAGAGAAAGAGGCGGCUCUGCUGCGUCAAAAAGCCGAGGAGGCUGAAAAACAGAAAAAAGCAGCGGAGGAUGAAGCUGCUAAACAGGCCAAAGCUCAAAAAGACACAGAGAAACUGAGGAAAGAGGCCGAGGUCGAGGCCUCGAAGAGAGCGGCAGCGGAGGCAGCAGCUCUGAAGCAGAAGAAGCAGGCGGAUGCAGAGAUGGUCAAGCACAAAAAAGAAGCAGAACAAGCACUUAAGCAGAAGUCUCAGGUGGAAAAGGAACUUACAGGGGUCAAACUGCAACUGGACGAGACGGAUAAGCAGAAAGCUUUGUUGGACGAGGAGCUUCAGAGAGUUAAAGGUGAAGUGAAUGAUGCCGUCAAACAAAAGGCGCAGGUGGAGGAUGAACUCGCCAAAGUCAAGAUCCAGAUGGACGAGCUCCUGAAGCUCAAGCUGAAAAUCGAGGAGGAAAACCGCCGCCUCAUGAAGAAGGACAAAGAUAAAACACAGAAAGUUCUUGCAGAGGAAGCAGAGAAAAUGAAGAGCUUGGCAGAGGAAGCUGCGAAACUCACUGUGGUGGCUGAAGAAACAGCCAGACAGAGGAUGAUGGCUGAGUCUGACCUGGCUGAGCAGAGGGCUCUUGCAGAGAAGAUACUGAAGGAGAAGAUGCAGGCCAUCCAAGAGGCCACCAAACUGAAAGCCGAGGCGGAGGAGCUCAAUAAACAAAAGAACCAGGCCCAGGAAAAGGCUAAAAAACUACAGGAGGACAAACAGCAGAUCCAGCAGCGUCUCGAUAAGGAGACGGAGGGUUUCCAGAAAUCCUUGGAGGCUGAGCGAAAGAGGCAGCUGGAAGUUUCAGCCGAGGCAGAGAAGCUGAGAUUGAAGGUGAAGGAGCUCAGUGACGCUCAGGCAAAAGCUGACGCGGAUGCAAAGAAAUUCAAGAAACAAGCCGAUGAGGCAAAAGCUCAGCUUCAAGCGACGGAGAAGCAAACUACAGAGACUGUUGUGCACAAGCUGGAGACACAGAGGCUCCAGAGCACCAGAGAGAUGGAUGACCUGGCGAAAAAAAUCGCUGACCUGGAGAAGGAGCGAGAGAAACUGAAAAAAGAGGCGGAGGCGGUUCAGAAAAAAUCUAAAGAGAUGGCAAAUGCCCAACAAGAGCAAAUUGAGCAACAGAAGGUCAAACUUCAGCAGACUUUCCUCACAGAGAAGGACGUAUUGCUGAAAAGAGAAAAGGCGGUGGAAGAUGAGAAGAAGAAGUUAGAGAAACAGCUCGAGGAUGAAAUGAACAAAGCCAAAGCUCUGAAAGAUGAACAAGAACGUCAGCGGAAGCUAAUGGAAGAAGAGAAGAAGAAACUCCAGGCCAUAAUGGAUGAAGCCGUAAAGAAACAGAAGGAUGCCGAAGCAGAGAUGAAAAACAAGCAGAAGGAAAUGGAAGUGCUUGAAAAGAAACGGCUCGAACAAGAAAAGCUCUUUGGAGAAGAAAACAAAAAGCUCAGGGAGAAACUUCAGAAUCUGGCGGUUGCCCCUAAACAGGUUGAAUCCCAAACAAAGGAUACUGAAGUCCAGACUGAUGAAGUCCCAGAGGACCAGUUAGUUGCCAUGACCAUGGUGGGAACAACAAAGAGUGUUUUCAAUGGUUCUGUUGAAGUGGACGCAGCGAAGAAAGAUGGACAAUCACCUUUAUCAUUUGAGGGAAUAAGAGAGAAGGUUCCUGCCGAGAGGCUCCACGACAUUGGGGUUUUAACCAAAAAGGAGUUCGACAAAUUGAAAAAGGGCAAAGUUUCUGUGCAAGACCUGGCAAAGACCGAUAAAGUCAAAUCAUGUCUUAAGGGUCAGAACUGUGUUGGAGGUGUCUUGACUCCAUCCAAAGAGAAAAUGAGUGUCUAUCAGGCCAUGACGGAGAACAGGAUUACUCCCAACACUGCCACGAUGCUGCUGGAGGCUCAGGCAGCUUCUGGUUACAUCGUCGAUCCAGUGAGAAAUAAACUCCUCUCUGUAGACGAGGCUGUUAAGGACGAGGUCAUUGGACCUGAGCUCCAUGAUAGGAUGCUCUCUGCAGAGAGAGCAGCCACUGGCUUCAAAGAUCCAUAUACUGGAGCCAAAAUCUCUCUCUUUGAGGCCAUGAAAAAGGGACUUAUCGAGAAGGAGCAGGCCACCAAAUACCUAGAUGUGCAGCUCGCAACUGGCGGCGUCAUUGACCCUAUCCAUAGUCACAGGGUACCCCUCCAGACGGCCUACAAGCAAGGUCAGUUUGACGCAGACAUGAAUAAGAAACUGGCCGAUCCCAGUGAUGAUAGCAAGUUAUUCAUCGACCCCAGCACUCAGGAGCAACUCACUUACAAACAGUUGCUGGACAGAUGUACCAAAGAUGCAGAGACAGGCCUGCUGAUAUUACCAGUAACCGACACAGCUGCUCAAAGUGAAAGAUACACAGAUGUGGAGGCCAAAGAGGUGCUCAGCAAGGCUCACGUUGAUGUGCCUUUUGGACGAUUCAAGGGAAAAACUGUCACCAUUUGGGAAGUCAUCAAUUCAGAAUAUUUCACUGAAGAGCAAAGGCGUCAACUGAUUCGCCAGUACAAGACAGGCAAGAUCACGGUGGAGAAGAUUAUUAAAAUAGUCCUCACUGUUGUGGAAGACAAGGAGAAAAACAAUGCAAAUGUGUUUAAUGGACUGAGGGCUCCAGUGUCUGCCAAUGAAUUGUUAGAGUCUAAGGUUAUAAACAAAGACUUGUUCAACAAGUUGAGUAACGGCAAGAUAACAGUUAAAGAGAUCUCUGAGAUGGAGUCUGUAAAGAAAGCACUUCAGGGAACAGCGAGCAUUGCCGGAGUGCUGAAUGAACAAACCAAGGAGAAAAUGCCAUUCUAUCAAGCUAUGAAGAAAGAGUUACUGUCACCGGAAACUGCACUGAACCUCCUUGAAGCUCAAGCAGCGACAGGGUUUGUAAUCGAUCCCGUCAAAAAUGAGAGGGUCCCUGUAGAUGAAGCUGUAAAAUCGGGUCUUGUAGGUCCAGAGCUGCAUGAGCGUCUUCUGUCUGCUGAGAGAGCUGUCAACGGCUACAAAGACCCGUAUACAGGAAAGAAGGUGUCUCUGUUUGAGGCGAUGAACAAAGGCCUUAUUAAGAGAGACCACGGCAUGCGUCUGCUCGAGGCACAACUCUCAACCGGUGGAAUUAUUGACCCCGUUAAAAGCUAUCGCAUCCCACAUGAGGUCGCCUGCAAGCGAGGAUAUUUGGAUGAGGAAACCUCCAAGACCCUGAACAAGAGCACUGAUGAAACAAAGGUCUUUUAUGAUCCUAACUCACAAGAGGAUGCGACCUACACACAGCUCAUGAACAAAUGUGUCACUGAUAAAGAAACUGGACUCCCGUUGCUUUCCCUCUCAAAGAAGGCUGCAAAGCCCAAAGAAGACAAACAGAUUACACAGGCUAAGAUUACUGAGGCUAAGAUUACAGAGGCUAAAACAGAAGAGGCGCUUAAUCUGUCAACUAUGGAGCUGGAGUAUGGAGCUUUCAAAGGAAGAAAGGUCACCAUUUGGGAGAUCAUACACUCUGAAUACAUCACUGAGGAGCAAAGAAUACAGCUUAUUCGACAGUACAGAAUGGGACAGGUGACAAUUGAAAGGUUGAUACAGAUUGUAAUAACGAUGGUUGACGAAAAGGAGGACAAAACCAAGGAAGGCGUCUAUUUUGAAGGCCUCAGGGCGCCGGUCGCUGCCAGCUCAUUACUCGAUUCCAACAUCAUCGACAAGGCGACAUUUGAUCAACUCGAACAGGGUAAAAAGACGCCUAAAGCAGUCGGUGAAACUGACAAGGUCAGAAAGUACCUGCAGGGCACAGACCGCAUUGAUGGUGUCACCAUGGAAGAUUCAAACGAGAAGCUAAGCAUUUAUCAAGCAAUGAAAAAGAACGCUUUACAACAAAACACUGGGCUUGCACUGCUGGAGGCCCAAGCUGGAACUGGUUUCAUAACUGAUCCAGUCAAGAAUUUGAAAUACUCUGUGGAUGAUGCUGUGAAGGCUGGAGUUGUUGGCCCAGAGCUUCAUGAGAAACUUCUCUCAGCUGAAAAGGCAGUGACAGGAUACAAAGAUCCAUAUACAGGCAACAAGAUUUCUCUAUUCCAAGCCAUGAAGAAAGAACUUGUUCUGAGGGAGCAUGCUAUUCCUCUCCUGGAAGCUCAGAUUACUACCGGAGGGAUCAUUGAUCCAGUCAGCAGCCACCGUGUUCCCAAUGACGUGGCCAUUCAGCGUGGCUACUUCAGUAAACAAAUGGCCAAGUCCUUCAAUGAACCUUCAGGUGACAUUAAAGGCUUCACCAAUCCCAACACCAAUGAAAGUGUCACUUACAAGCAGUUGCUGGAGAAAUGUGCAAGAGAUCCCACCUCUGGUUUGUGCUACCUGCCUCUGUCUAAAGUCGAGGCCCCUGCUCCCGUCGAGAAAUCCUAUCAGUACACAGAAGAACAAGCCCAAACAGAUCUAGCCAACACUCAAAUCGAGAUCCCUCAUAAGAGUUUUGCAGGACAGAGUAUGACCAUUUGGGAAGUCAUGAAUUCAAAUAUGCUUCCAGAGAAAGAGAGACAGCGCCUCCUGGAGCAGUAUCGCUUGGGGCUAAUCACAAAAGAGAGAAUGCUCAUCAUCAUCAUUGAAAUAAUUGACCACAGAGAGACAAUAAAGUCAGAUCAGGGCAUGUCCUGUGAUGUCAUCAGAAGAAGAGUUACUAUUGAGGAGCUUUACAGUGCUCGAAUUAUUGACUUGCAAACCUACAACCUCCUCAAGCAAGAAAAGAUGUCUAUCCGUGAGAUCAUGGAAAUGGAAUCAGUCAAACGGUACCUCUUUGGCACUGGUUGUAUUGCUGGCAUUAUGUCAGACAGUCCAUCAAAGAUCAGCAUUUACCAGGCCAUGAAGAGUGGACACAUUCAGCCCGAAGUCGCUUUGAAUCUCCUCGAGGCCCAAGCAGCAACAGGGUUCAUGAUUGAUCCAGUCAAGGAUGAGCUUCUAACUGUUGAUGAAGCUGUGCGCAAAGGUCUUGUGGGCCCUGAACUCCAUGACAAACUUCUCUCUGCUGAGAGAGCAGUCACCGGCUACAAGGAUCCGUACACUGGAAAAGUGAUUUCUCUCUUCCAAGCCAUGAAAAAAGACCUGAUUCCUGAGGAUUAUGCCUUGAGGCUUUUGGAGGCCCAGAAUGCCACUGGUGGAUUCAUGGAUCCUGAAUACUACUUCCACCUCCCCACAGACGUAGCUAUGCAGCGUGGAUACAUCAACAAAGAGACACUUGACAAAAUUUCCGAACCUACCGGGGAUGUGCGUGGAUACACCGAUCCAACAACAGACGAGAAGCAGUCCUAUGCCCAGCUGCUGAAAAGAUGCAGAGUGGACAAAGCAAGUGGUUUGAGGCUGCUCUCUCUGGCAGACAGAAAACUCCUCUUCAAGGGUCUCAGAAAGCAAAUCACUGUGGAUGAGCUGCUUCGUUCACAGAUUAUCACCCAAAAGACAUACAACGACCUCAUUGAAGGCAUCAUUUCAGUGGAGGAAGUCAGCAGAGAAGUGAAGAAAUACCUCGAGGGUACCAGUUGUAUUGCUGGUGUGUACGUAGAAUCUAGCAAAGAUCGGCUGUCUAUUUAUCAAGCAAUGAAGAAGAACAUGAUCAGACCAGGAACUGCCUUUGAGCUCCUUGAGGCUCAAGCCGCCACAGGAUAUGUAAUUGAUCCAAUCAAGAACCUUAAACUAAAUGUCACGGAGGCGGUGAAAAUGGGUGUUGUUGGCCAGGAGUUUAAAGAUAAACUGGUCUCAGCUGAACGAGCUGUCACUGGCUACAAGGACCCUUAUUCUGGCAAAGUCAUCUCUCUAUUCCAGGCAAUGAAAAAGGGCCUCAUUCUCAAAGACCACGGCGUCCGUCUGCUAGAGGCUCAGAUUGCCACUGGUGGGAUCAUUGAUCCACAGGAGAGCCAUCGACUGCCAGUUGAAUCGGCAUAUGAGCGUGGCCUCUUUGAUGAGGAAAUGAAUGGAAUCCUCACCGACCCAUCUGAUGACACAAAGGGCUUCUUUGACCCCAACACUGAGGAAAAUCUCACCUACCUCCAGCUGAUGGAGAGAUGUAUGACAGACCCAGAAACAGGCCUUGCUCUGCUGCUGCUGAAAGAGAAGAAGCGCGAGAGGAAGACAUCGUCCAAGUCGUCUGUUCGUAAACGUCGGGUCGUCAUCGUCGAUCCAGAGACCGGUAAAGAGAUGUCUGUGUAUGAGGCGUACCAGAAAGGACUUAUUGACCACCAGACAUAUCAAGAGCUUGCAGAGCAGGAGUGUGAAUGGGAGGAGAUCACCAUCACCUCAUCUGACGGAGUUGUGAAAUCCAUGAUCACUGACAGACGGUCUGGUCGGCAGUAUGACAUCGAUGAUGCAAUCUCACGCGGCCUGAUUGACAAGUCAGCUCUGGAGCAAUACAGAGCAGGAACUCUCUCCAUCACAGAGUUCGCAGACAUGUUGUCUGGGAACAUGAGUGGUUCCAGGUCACGUUCCUCCUCCUUUGGCUCCUCUUCUUCCUACCCCAUGAGCCCAGCACCCGCCAUAAAAACACCAGCAACUACAUGGGUCGAUCCCACAGAGGAAACUGGCCCUGUAGCUGGAAUCUUAGACACAGAAACACUGGAGAAGGUGUCCAUCACUGAGGCCAUUCACAGAAACCUUGUGGACAACAUAACAGGCCAGAGGUUGCUGGAAGCGCAGGCCUGCACAGGAGGCAUCCUGGACCCAAGUACUGGAGAGAAAUUUGCUGUUGCAGAUGCAAUGAACAAAGGGCUUGUGGAUAAGAUUAUGGUGGACCGCAUCACUCUGGCACAGAAGGCCUACAAUGGGUUUGAAGAUCCUAGAACAAAAUCCAAAAUGUCAGCAGCUCAAGCUCUGAAGAAAGGCUGGCUGUACUAUGAGGCCGGGCAGCGCUUCCUGGAGGUCCAGUAUCUUACUGGUGGUUUAAUUGAACCAGAUGUUACCAGCAGAGUAUCCGUAGAUGAGGCAGUGAAGAAAGGCACCUUAGAUGCACGCACUGCACAAAAGCUGCGAGAUGUUAGUGCGUACUCCAAAUACCUUACAUGCCCUAAAACCAAGCUUAAGAUCUCUUACAAGGAUGCAAUGGAAAGAAGCAUGAUAGAGGAGGGGACCGGUCUCCGACUCCUCGAAGCAGCCUCUCAGUCUAGCAAAGGCCUUUACAGCCCCUAUAGCAUCAGUGGGUCAGGUUCCGCUAGUGGGUCACACUCUGGUUCAAGAACUGGAUCCAGGUCGGGCUCCAGAAGAGGCAGCUUUGACGCCACAGGAUCAAGUUUCACCACAACCACCUUCUCGUCCUCCUACAGUUCCCCCAGUUACACUCGUCGAUACUGAUGAGAAAGAAUACACUAUCAAACCACAGUGCUCACAAGAUGCCUAAAUCAGUGGAAUAAAGACUUCCUGUAUUCUGCUCUGCAUGUGGUUGUUACAGUACUUUUAAUAUUUAAUUUUUUUUACAAGUUGCAUAAUUUGGAUGUUUGUAUAUUUCACAUAUUUUACUUCUAGUUAUGUUUAUGCUACUUUAUGAGACGUUGAUUUUACUGCAAGAUUAUGUAACGGUGGAUUAUUAUAUCCAAUAUCUAUCAGAAACAUUUUUAACUGUAUGUUUUUUGGUUUAAUAUCACAAGCAUCAAUUUUUCCACAAACAUGAAUUUAACGAACCAAAUUAAGUGCACACACAGACAGAGUUUCUUUGUACAUGCAUGUAUUUCUGAAUUGUAAAAAUCUGGUUAAAGAAAGAUAAAAUCCACUCUGCAGAGCAGAAUUAGGAGUCUCUCCCCAAGAUGAACGACACCUAGUGUCUGCUUUAAGAAUGACAAGCUUCAAGAUCUUUUCUCAGUGGGCCACACUGACACAUAUACUCCACCAGUAUCCGGACUCCAGUGCAUUCCCAACGGGGUGUCGUCAAAACCUGCAGUUGCAGCAACAUGCAAACCUUAUGAAAUGAACUCCCAAAGAUAAAAACUCCUACAAAUGGAAGGAAUAUGCAGCCUGAUAUGACCAUUAACACCAUCCUGGACUUAACAUCCAACCUCAAGACAAACACAUGAAAGUCCCAGCCGUGUUGGACACUUACAACAGGUUUCGUCUCCAGCUCCUAUCAGAAGUCUUCCACAGACCCGAGGCUGUAACUCGGACUGUGACCUUUACUGUAAUCGACCACUUUAUGCAACACUCCAGAGAAAAACUUGGUUUAUUUUAACUGUGCAACCAUUUUGAACCUAUAGCAUCUACUCUAGAACUCAUUUAAAGGCCUAAAACCAUGCUUUGUAAGUGCCUGCAAAAUACUGUUUAACACUGUUGAGUAGUACGAGGUGGUUAGACUGUAAACUUGCAUGACUGAAGGAGCAAUGCUACUCAUAAAGUAUAAUUACUGUGUUAUCAGGUAAAGCUUUUGACAGUCCAGCUACAGUAUGUCACAAUCUGACUUUAAAAAUACUAACAGUUUGUUUCAGUGUCUCGUCACACGGGGCUGUAAUGUGUGGUUUGAAUGUUCAGUAGCUGAGAUUUGAAUAUUUUUCCUUCCCAGACAGGUAAUGUCUGUACUGUAUAUUGAUGAUGAUAUAGAGGACUAUUGCUGAAAGCCAUGAAUUAACAUUUCUUUGAGAAAGAUCUCCGAGCUUUGCCACCAGACCCAGUAUUUGUAUUUUCCACCACACGUACUUGUUUUGAAUUAAAUUCUUCUUCUCUGUAAAGCAGCACAUUUUGAUCUAUAUCAUUUUAUUUUCGUACUCUGUCGUGUAUCUCUGCUUUGCAUGAUUUACUAACAUUUACAAGGAGCGGGAAAAAAAAUAAAUAGUUGUAUUCGUUUAAAGCAUUUGUUUUAUUGCUACGUUUCAAGAGGUCUGAAGGAUGUAUUUUAAUCAGGGUCACGGAGCCUUGUUAAAAAAAAUGGUGUAUUUAUAAUAAAAUGGUGACAAGGAAUUUUAUUGUAACACCCUACGCUAUGUAAAUAAAGAUGGAAAUUACA
Molecule: messenger RNA, 15770 nt
Organism: Hippoglossus stenolepis (Pacific halibut)
Lineage: Eukaryota; Metazoa; Chordata; Actinopteri; Pleuronectiformes; Pleuronectidae
Gene: pleca
Product: plectin a
Exons: 36
Coding region: 392-14134 (4580 amino acids)
Biological process (GO): wound healing; hemidesmosome assembly; intermediate filament cytoskeleton organization
Cellular component (GO): cytoskeleton; cytoplasm; perinuclear region of cytoplasm
Molecular function (GO): structural constituent of cytoskeleton; cadherin binding; ankyrin binding
Source: RefSeq, a predicted model, not a curated record